CCAGCCGACGGCCACUCACUUCGCCUGGCUCCUGCGCUUCCACCACCCACCGUUGCAGACAAAAGAAAAAACGCGAGCACGACGACGAGCUGAGGAUUCAUUGAACACCAGAGGAGGAGGAGGAAGAAGCGUGCCGCAAGCGGUCCGGUCUCAUGGCGCCCUUCGCCGUCCUCCGCUCGUCGUCUCCGGUGGUGGCCGCCGCCGCCGCCGCGACGGCGCCGUCGUUCAGUCGUCGCAUGUCCAGCCACGCAUCUGCACUGCGCAUCAUCUCCAGCAAGAGCCGCGUCUCGUGCAGGGGCAGGGCAUCCAGCAGGUCGCUGUCCAUCAGGUGCGAGCAGCAGAGCGCGAAGCAGGGCGGCGGCGGCGGACCCGACGUGUGGCUGGGCCGCGCGGCCAUGGUCGGCUUCGCCUCCGCGAUCGCCGUCGAGGUCGGCACCGGCAAAGGCUUCCUCCAGAACUUCGGCGUGGCUACUCCGGCGCCGACGCUGGCGCUCGUCGUGUCGGGGCUCGUCGUCGGCCUCGUCGUCUUCUUCCUGCUCCAGUCCGGAGGAGGCUCGCGAGGGCGAGACUGAUGAACACGCAUCGACACAUCGCAAUGUAGUAACUGACGCUCAUCUGCAAAAGCACUCCUCGUGUGUACUGCUCAAACUGUGUCCAUCUUCUUCAUCAAACCAAAAUGAAUGAGAAAGAAAAGAUCAAAAUUUUCGGCCUGAUCAAUCCCAGCCGCGUACUGUA
This is a messenger RNA of Sorghum bicolor (sorghum), 735 nucleotides long. Its product is annotated as stress enhanced protein 1, chloroplastic. The record is from RefSeq and is a predicted model, not a curated record. NCBI's taxonomy places the organism in Eukaryota, Viridiplantae, Streptophyta, Magnoliopsida, Poales, Poaceae. The coding region runs from base 153 to 572 and encodes 139 amino acids. The transcript is spliced from 3 exons.